ACACGCAGAAAGCGCUCUGUGUUGUUUGUUGGAUAACUGUAGAAGAAGUUGGAGACUAAGCUACGUUAAUAGAAACGUUUCAGUUCACGUUACACUAUUUUUGUACCCUACUAUUAAAUAACUGAUUACAAUGUUACCUCGCAGGCUCGACACUGGAAUGGCACGGAGUAAUAUAGCAAGAAGCGGUUCUUUAGUUAAUUUGAGGCCGUCUGUAAAUACAGUCUCCCUAAGAAGGCAUUCAGCAGUACUACCAUCGGUGCUGACGUUCGCCGUGAUUGUAGCGUCUGGUGGCCUCCUCUUGAUGAUUGAAAAGGGGAUGCUCAACCACAUGGAGACCCCGUCACCCCGGGGUAUUAGGGUAAAAUCCGACUUCAUAAGGAACGCAAGAAAUCAAGAUCCGAUCGUGGAAACAGAAUAUCAGAUUGUUCAAGAAAUACGCAAUCGUACUAUCCGCACCAUGUGCGGUCAGAAGAACAUGCCCCACAGCAUUUGGACACUUCCUCCAAUACAAAGAAGGACUGUUCUUCAGCAUAUUUUAGUCAGUGACAAGCACAAGUUCCUGUACUGUUAUGUGCCUAAAGUUGCCUGCUCCAACUGGAAACGAGUUAUGAAAGUCCUUAAUGGGGCUUUGGAGAAUGUGGAUGUAAAGAUAAAGAUGGAUCACAAGAAUGACUUGGUCUUUCUUGCAGACUUGAAACCAGAGGAAAUCAAGUACAGGUUAAAAACAUACUUUAAAUUUAUGUUCGUGAGAGACCCCAUGGAACGCCUUUUGUCAGCCUACAGGAACAAGUUUGGAGAGAUUGAAGCUUACCAGAAGAGGUAUGGUGUAGAGAUAGUCAAAAGGUACAGAAAGAAUCCUGGGAAAACCAAUGGAGAUGAUGUUACAUUUGCUGAAUUUCUACACUACUUGCUCGAUGAGGAUGUGGAGAAAAUGAAUGAGCACUGGAUGCCCAUUUACAAUUUAUGCCAGCCAUGUGCUGUAACAUAUGAUUUUAUCGGAUCUUAUGAAAGACUUCACCAGGAUGCCCAGCAUGUUCUUCAGCAAAUUGGGGCACCUGCCCACAUUCAGUUUCCAGAAAGACAAACAUGGUAUAAACCAGUCACCAAACAAACUCUGCAUUACUACCUGUGUAACACACCACAGAAGCUUUUAAGAGACCUGUUACCAAAAUAUAUUUUAGACUUUUCAUUAUAUACUUAUACUCUUCCCAAUACAACAAGUGAAUUUUGCAGACAUUAACAUAGAUGUGAGCAUACGUUGCAGUUAAUUGCAAGUCUUUUGUAAUUGUUGUAUCAAAUAUCAAAUCACAUUUUAAACCAGGUAAAUAACUGUUACUGUUUUAGCCAAAAGUUAUGCCCAGUAUUCAUGCAAACAGAUUUUCAAGUUGAACUGCCUUAUAAAUUUUAAAAUAAGUAUUUUUUAUUCCUGGUGAAAUUUUGGUGUAAGUCUCAUGUAAUUAAUUAAAAGCAAAAAGCAAAAAGCAAAGUGGGGAUAGAUAGCCACGGUUUACCUUUUUAAUUGUCUUGUGCAAAAUCUGUACCUCAAAUUACCCUAGUUUGUGUGGCAACCAAUCCUAGUCACUGCUCCUUCACAUUUCUAAAAUACAAACACACAUCCCUGUGAGCAAUGUCUUACAGCACUCUUCACUUUGAUCUACUGGGGUCAUGUGUAUUUUUAGUUUCUGGAUGAUAAAAGCAUUUUGAGAGGGAUGCUUUGUUUUUGUUGACAGUAAAAACUUUC
Molecule: messenger RNA, 1741 nt
Organism: Acipenser ruthenus (sterlet)
Lineage: Eukaryota; Metazoa; Chordata; Actinopteri; Acipenseriformes; Acipenseridae
Product: carbohydrate sulfotransferase 14-like
Exons: 2
Coding region: 131-1240 (369 amino acids)
Biological process (GO): carbohydrate biosynthetic process; dermatan sulfate proteoglycan metabolic process
Cellular component (GO): membrane
Molecular function (GO): sulfotransferase activity
Source: RefSeq, a predicted model, not a curated record